AUGUUAACAUCAUCAAGGCAUUAUGUUCUCAAUUGUAGCAGAAAUACAUUGACUCAGAUGGCGAGACGAUACUCACCAUAUCAUACUUUAUCAGGUACAAAUUAUUCUAAACUUAUUAGACAACAAAUUAAGGAUGAGGUCCACAAACUAAAGGCCCAAAAUCCAAAUUUUAAACCUACAUUGAAAAUAAUUCAAGUAGGUGAUAGACCUGAUUCUUCUACGUAUGUAAGAAUGAAACAAAAGGCAGCUGUUGCUUGUGAUUUGAUUUCUGAUACAGAAAAAUUCCCUAGUGAUAUUUCACAGGCGGAAUUAUUACAAAAAAUUAUUGCUAUCAAUAAUGAUCCAAAUGUUCAGUCUAUUAUGCUCCAAUUACCAUUACCUUCACAUCUCAAUGAAGAUAUAAUCACCAAUACAAUUGCACCAGAAAAGGAUGUUGACGGUUUAACUACUGUUAAUAUUGGUAAAUUGACUCAAAAGAAUGGAAAUCCAUACUUCAUCCCAUGUACUCCUCAUGGUAUUAUAAAAUUAUUGAAUCACCAUAAGAUUGAAAUGAAAGGUAAAUUGGCCGUUGUAUUAGGGAGGUCAGAUAUUGUAGGUGUCCCCGUGGCAACUUUGCUACGUAAUGAGAACGCAACAGUUAUUCAAUGUCAUAGUGCAACAAAGGAUGUCGAAAAUUUAAUUGGUAUGGCAGAUAUUCUAGUUGCCGCAUGUGGGAAACCUUUAUAUGUUAAAGGCGAGUGGUUGAAGGAAGGUGCUGUAGUAAUAGAUGUUGGUAUCAACUAUAUAAAGGACCCAACAAAGAAAUCAGGUAACCGGUUAGUAGGUGACGUCGAUUUUGAAUCAGCAAAGGAAAAAGCAUCCUUUAUUACUCCUGUUCCAGGUGGUGUUGGUCCAAUGACUGUCUCGUUAUUGAUGAAUAAUGCCCUUCUUGCUGCUAAAAAACAAUUGAUUAGAUCUGACGCACCAUUGAAUAUUAGUAGAUUACCAUUGAAGACUGAAAAGGACAUUCCAUCUGACUUUGAAAUUGCCAAAGCACAAACACCAAAGGAUAUAGCCUUAUUGGGUUCUGAAUUGGGUCUGUUACCUAACGAAUUGGAGUUGUUUGGUUCUUAUAAAGCUAAGGUUUCUCAUUCUGUAUUGGAAAGAUUGAAAGAUAGAGACAACGGUAAGUAUGUCCUUGUGGCAGGUAUCACUCCGACACCAUUGGGUGAAGGGAAAUCUACUACGACAGUUGGUUUAGUACAGGCUUUGACUGCACAUCUAGGUAAGCCUUCGAUUGCUACUUUGCGUCAACCUUCGAUGGGCCCUACAUUCGGUGUUAAGGGUGGAGCCGCAGGAGGUGGUUACUCACAAGUAAUUCCUAUGGAUGAAUUCAAUCUUCACUUGACAGGUGAUAUUCAUGCAAUUGGUGCUGCAAACAAUCUGUUAGCUGCUGCUAUUGAUACAAGAGUAUUCCAUGAAAGUACCCAAAAGAAUGAUUUGACAUUUUAUAAUAGAUUGGUUCCAAAGUCUAAGGGAAAGAGGAAAUUCACACCAUCUAUGUUGAGAAGAUUACAAAGAUUAGGUAUCAACAAGGAAAAUCCAGAUGAUUUAACUUCGGAUGAAAUUAAAAGGUUUGCCAGAUUAAACAUUGAUCAAGAUACUAUUUCAAUUAAGAGAGUUGUUGAUGUGAAUGAUAGAAUGCUAAGGAAAAUAACCAUUGGUGAGGCAGCCACUGAGAAGGGACAUACUCGUGUUACUGGUUUUGAUAUUACUGUUGCGUCGGAAUUAAUGGCAAUAUUGGCUCUUUCCAAGGAUAUGAAGGAUAUGAGAGAAAGAAUCGGUAAGAUGGUGGUUGCCUUUGAUGUAGAAGGUAAACCAGUCACCACUGAAGAUAUUGGGUGUGCAGGUGCAUUAGCAGCUCUAUUAAGAGAUGCCAUUAAACCAAAUAUGAUGCAAACACUAGAAGGGACACCUGUAUUCGUCCAUGCAGGUCCGUUUGCUAAUAUUUCUAUUGGUGCAUCUUCUGUAUCUGCUGAUCUUAUUGCAUUGAAAUUGGUUGGUACGUCAAAACAAACACCAAUUAAGGCCCCAGGUUAUGUUAUUACCGAAGCAGGUUUCGAUUUCACGAUGGGUGGUGAGAGAUUCUUUGAUAUUAAAUGUCGUGCAUCUGGCUUAGUUCCAAAUGCUGUGGUCUUGGUCUCCACUAUCAGAGCCUUGAAGUCCCAUGGUGGAGCCCCAAAUGUUAAGCCAGGCCAACCUUUACCUGAGGAGUACUUAAACGAAAAUGUUGAUCUCGUAGAAAAUGGUGUUUGCAACCUUGUGAAACAAAUUGAAAACGUAAGAAAAUAUGGUGUUCCAGUUGUUGUCGCAAUCAAUAAAUUUGGUACUGAUACGGUUGCCGAAAUCGAGGUUGUCAAGAGAGCUUCAAAGGCUGCAGGUGCUUUAGAUGCCGUUGUUUCCACGCAUUUUGAAGAUGGUGGUAAAGGUGCUAUUGACUUAGCUCAUGCUGUUGUUAACGCUACAGAACAAGAAUCUCAUUUUAAACCAUUGUAUGAUUUAUCUCAACCAUUUGAAGAAAAGAUGACUACCAUCGUGAAAGAAUUAUAUAACGGUAAGGAUAUUAGUAUAUCGCCGGAAGCUUCUAAGAAACUGGAAAUGAUUAAAGCUCAAGGUUUCGGGGAUUUGCCGAUCUGCGUUGCCAAGACUCAAUAUUCUUUAUCUCAUGACGCCAAAUUAAAGGGUGUUCCUUCUGAUUUCACAUUCCCAAUAAGAGAUGUGAGAUUAUCCACAGGUGGUGGAUAUAUUCAAGCAUUGGCCAAUGAGAUUCAAACUAUUCCUGGUUUGUCUACGUAUUCUGGUUAUAUGAAUGUUGAAGUCAAUGACAAGAAUGAAAUCGAAGGUUUAUUCUGA
Messenger RNA from Maudiozyma barnettii, 2892 nucleotides. RefSeq names its product trifunctional formate-tetrahydrofolate ligase/methenyltetrahydrofolate cyclohydrolase/methylenetetrahydrofolate dehydrogenase MIS1 (gene MIS1). The transcript has a single exon. The record is from RefSeq and is a predicted model, not a curated record. Bases 1 to 2892 code for a protein of 963 amino acids. Gene Ontology annotation, molecular function: formate-tetrahydrofolate ligase activity; methenyltetrahydrofolate cyclohydrolase activity; methylenetetrahydrofolate dehydrogenase (NADP+) activity. Lineage: Eukaryota; Fungi; Ascomycota; Saccharomycetes; Saccharomycetales; Saccharomycetaceae. Gene Ontology annotation, cellular component: cytosol; mitochondrion. Gene Ontology annotation, biological process: tetrahydrofolate interconversion.